AUGGGAAGAGUGCCGCUUAUCCAGGAGCCUUUUCAAGGAGUCGCCGUGGAUAUGGUAGGUCUGAUAGAGCCUCGGGCGAAUGAUGGAUCGCGGUAUAUUCUUACGAUUGUUGAUUACGCGACGCGUUACCCGGAAGCGAUCGCUUUGAAAAAUAUUGACACGUGCACCGUUGCAGAAGCGUUACUCUCGGUUUUCAGUCGCGUUGGGAUCCCGAAAGAAGUUAUGUCAGACAGGGGUAGCCAGUUUACAUCAGAGAUGAUGAGGGAAUUUAAUCGUUUGCUGUCUAUAAGGAGUUUAACAACCACACCGUACCAUGCGAUGAGUAAUGGUCUGGUUGAAAGGUUCAAUGGCGUUUUAAAAAAGAUGCUGAAGCGUAUGUGUCAAGAGCAACCGAAAAUGUGGCCGCGAUUUAUAGAUCCGCUUCUAUUUUCGUAUCGCGAAGUUCCGCAAGCAAGCACGAAGUUUUCACCGUUUGAACUUGUCUACGGUCAUUCAGUGCGCGGGCCACUCGCCUUGUUGCGCGAACUGUGGGAGGGCGAUCGAGAGGCAAUUGAGGACGACACGCGGACCACAUACGAGUACGUGAUUAAUUUAAGGGAGAGGUUGCAAGAGACGUGUAAAUUAGCGCAGGAGGAAUUGGAAAAAGCUGGAGACAGUUACCAGUAUUAUUAUGAUAAGCGUGCGCGCGAGAGGGAGGUUAAUGUCGGAGAUAAAGUGAUACUCCUACUUCCCACUAGUCAUAAUAAACUCCUUUUGCAGUGGCAAGGACCAUUCAAGGUCAUUAAGAAGGCCAACAGAUAUAACUACGUGCUAAAUGUAAACGGUACAGAGCGUAAGUACCAUAUAAAUAUGAUCAAGCGCUAUCAUGAGCGGUUCGUCAAAGUAGGCGACAGUAAACAUAAUAAAGAUGUGGAACGCAGUGAUGCAACAUGCGAUGUUGAAGUAAUGCGUGACGUGAUCAGCGGUAAGAGUAACGUUGACGAGAAUAGUGAACAAGAGAAUGGAGAUGAUUCAGUCCUCGCUUACGUGGCAGUAGUUUGCGAAGACCACGACGAGGGUGGCGAAGUAAUUACCGUCCCAAGUUAUGUACAGGAGGAAGACGUGAGUAACGUAAGAGUAAAUGAGGAAUUGAGCGCGGACCAGAAACGCGAUGUGGCGAACGUAUUGUCGGAGUUUAGCGCGGUAUUCACGGAUGUCCCGGGAAGAACAGAUGUCAUUGAGCACACGGUUAAUCUAACUAGUGAUAGGCCAGUAAAUACUAAACAAUAUCCUAUUCCUUAUGCGUUGCAACAGAAUAUCGCAGAUGAAGUAGAUCGGAUGCUCGAGUUAGACGUGAUAGAGCCUUCAACCUCGCCUUACUCGAACCCGCUAAUCGCUGUGAAGAAAAAGGACCGGAGUGAUCGCGUUUGUUUAGACAGUCGCAAGAUAAAUAAGUUGACGGUAUUUGAUUCUGAGCCCAUGCCAGAUCAGGACUUGAUAAUGACUCGUAUUAGCGGCAGUCGGUAUUUCACAAAGAUUGAUCUUUCCCGCGGGUAUUGGCAAAUCCCCAUAGAUGAACAAAGUAAGCCAAUCACAACAUUCCAAACGAACAAAGGGUUGCUGCAAUUUAAAGUUGUACCUUUUGGACUAAUUAAUGCAAGUGCUACGUUCAACCGUAUGAUGCGGAAAUUGUUCAACGAUACCGCUAACGUAGAGAUGUUCGUCGAUGAUUUGUUAGUUCACACGAAAGGAUGGAAGGAACACAUUAAAACGUUGAUAAAAGUUCCUAACAUUCUGGCAAAUGCAUCGCUCACCGCUCGUCCGUCGAAAACGGAGAUUGGGUAUUUUACCAUAGAGUACCUGGGAAGCGAUGUGGGGGGCGGGAUGACGCAAACAACCGCGGAUAAGGUAAACAAGAUAAUGGAUAUGGCUGUUCCGAAAACUAAAAGGCAAAUCAGAUCUUUUCUUGGUCUAACAGGGUACUACCGACAUUAUAUACCCGAAUAUGCCACAAUUGCCGCGCCUCUUUAUGAACUAAUUAAAAAAUCUCAGCCUAAUAACGUAAGGUGGGAAAUUAGUCACGAAGAUGCGUUUAACAAGCUAAAAGAAGCGUUAAGCACUCGUCCUAUUCUUAAACUCCCCGACAUGUCUAAAGACUUCGUGUUGCAAGUUGACGCUUCAGAGGUAGGAUUAGGUGCGGUGCUUUUGCAGUAUAAGGAUGGGCAGCGUUGGCCAGUACUCUACGCGAGUAAGAAAUUAAAGGGAGCCGAGCGAAAUUAUUCGGUAAUCGAGAAGGGAGUGUUUAGCGGUAGUGUGGGCCGGGGGUAUUUGUCAGGGCAAAGGAAUCAUGAGCCUGUUCAAAAGAUUCCUCCCAGAGUGGGGUCUUUAGAACCCUCAGGCAGGGCUCCUGAGGCCUCAGCGGUGACAGCUGUCACCACAUCCACAGGGGAUUCCAAGUUCAAGCCCAUUUUGGGAGCUUUGAUAAUGGACCUCAUGGAGCAGUAG
Penaeus chinensis is the source of this 2484-nucleotide messenger RNA. RefSeq lists its product as uncharacterized. Gene Ontology annotation, biological process: DNA integration. The record is from RefSeq and is a predicted model, not a curated record. Bases 1 to 2484 code for a protein of 827 amino acids. Gene Ontology annotation, molecular function: nucleic acid binding. The transcript has 3 exons. Lineage: Eukaryota; Metazoa; Arthropoda; Malacostraca; Decapoda; Penaeidae.